AUGGUGGUGGACGACAUCAACGACCCUCAAGUAGAUGCGAGUUUCUAUGAUUUCUGGAGUCAAGGAGAGGAUUUGGAUUCUGAAGGCGGAACUUGGGAUGAGGACAGUGAGGUCAAAGCAACUGACUAUUAUCCAGAGCCCCCACUGGCUUUCAAAGAGGGUUACACAUUUUUAAGCUUAUUCGAUGCUGACGAAAACAGUAUAUAUCACAAAACAAAUCUCUACUAUCCAUUCAGUGGUAGGAGGGAAUGGCAACUUGCCGCGUGGCUUCUGCGUUCGGGCUUAAGCAUGGAGAAAAUGAAUUCUUUUCUGGCGCUAGAGAUGAUCGAUGACCUACCUUUAUCCUUCCGUUCAGCAAAAGAGCUACGUGGUCGAGCUGAAUCGCUGCCUAGCGGUCCACGUUGGAAGUCCCAGGUUAUUCAAAUGUCGCAUCCCACAAAGUCUCCGGCUGUUCUUUACUGGCAGGAUCCUCUUGAAUGUAUCGCUACAAUAUUCAACCAUCCUUUAUUUCGCAAUUGUCUCGACUACACGUCUCGCAAGGAGUAUAGCACAACACAGAGGCACUCUCGGAUAUAUACUGAAUGGAUGACGGGUGAUCAUGCCUGGGAGAUGCAGGUAUGUAUCAUCGGCGCUUCCCGUGGCGCAACUCUCCUUGGAACUAUUCUAUCAUCGGACAAGACAUGCAUUACUGCAUUGUCAGGCGAUCACGUCGCACACCCUUUCCUCAUCAGCCUCGCCAACAUCUACAUGACCACGCGACUCAAAUCGUCCUCCAAUGCUUUCCUUCUUACUGCCCUACUACCGGUCGCAAAAUUUGUUCACAAAAACAAACGAAUGAAAUGCGUGUUGCAGGAUCGGCUCGUUCACAAUUGCUUGAACAUCAUACUCAAACCAUUGAAGUUCGCUGCUUGA
Molecule: messenger RNA, 912 nt
Organism: Suillus discolor
Lineage: Eukaryota; Fungi; Basidiomycota; Agaricomycetes; Boletales; Suillaceae
Exons: 3
Coding region: 1-912 (303 amino acids)
Source: RefSeq, a predicted model, not a curated record